AUGGACAGGGACGUCAGCGGUGGAGUCAAGAGACCGUUCUGGACCGACCUACCCUACACUGACAUACACAUGUCUGUCACUCCCGACGUCUUGCACCAGCUCUAUCAGGGCAUCUUCAAGCACCUGGUGUCUUGGUGCGAGGAUCUCCUGGGCCCGGACGAGCUCGACAGCCGCCUCCGCUGUCUCCCUCCGGCGUUUGGGAUCAGACAUUUCAAACAAGGUAUCUCAUCUCUGGCGCAGGUCUCUGGAAAGGAACGGAAGGACAUGGCGAGAAUCCUACUGGGAUGUCUCAUAGGGAAGAUCUCGAAACCCGUCAUGCUCGCAUUCCGCUCACUUCUAGAUUUCAUUUAUCUCGCUCAGUACCCUACCCACGACGAUGCUACUCUACAAUAUCUCACAGAGGCUCUGAAGACAUUUCACAAACACAAGGACGUCCUCGUGAAGCUCGGCAUACGAGACCACCUCAACAUACCCAAGCUACAUUCCCUCCUCCAUUACGUCGAAUCCAUCCGACUCUUUGGCACGACGGAUAAUUAUAACACGGAAAUGUUCGAAAGGUUGCACAUCGACCUGGCGAAGGACGCGUGGCGAGCCUCAAAUCACAAGGACGAGUUCCCGCAAAUGGUCCGAUGGAUUUCGCGCCGAGAGAAAAUGGCACUCUACGAGGUCUUCCAGAACGAGCGUCGGGCGGACGAAGAGGCGGAGGAUCUGCCAGAGGAAGAGGAGGAGGGGAGCGCGAGGGACUGCGUGAAGAUUGCCAAGUAUCCGCCUGCACCUCAACAACAUCUCGCGAGGAUCCAAGAGCGUCAUAGUGCUCCGGGAUUCACGACGGCUUUGGUUGGGCUCAUCAACAGCUUACAACCUGACGAACUCCGGCUGACUCGACAGGAUCUGGCGCGAACCUGGUUGCCGUUUGAUCGAGUAGAUGUCUAUCAUAAAUUCCAGUUCAAGCGGAAUGAGCUGUCGGAUGGGAAGGACGAGCUUGACGUCGUCAAGGCAGUGCCGGGUGGGGUCAGACAGGGUCGAAAAAACCGGUUCGAUACUAUCAUCGCGCUGGAUACUGAGGAGGCGGAGUCAACUGGUGUCAAAGGUGAGUCUAAUAUUCGCGUGCAGGACACGCCACAGUUCUGA
Messenger RNA from Fomitopsis serialis, 1131 nucleotides. RefSeq lists its product as uncharacterized. Lineage: Eukaryota; Fungi; Basidiomycota; Agaricomycetes; Polyporales; Fomitopsidaceae. The transcript has 2 exons. The record is from RefSeq and is a predicted model, not a curated record. Bases 1 to 1131 code for a protein of 376 amino acids.